GUGUGAUUCAAGCAUCCAAGGCUGUUAUAUGAUAUUCAGCAGAGAGCUUUCAUUUGCUCUUUGGGACCCAGAUUCACUUCAGGAGUGUACCUGACUUGAAAGAAAAGAAGCAGAAAGAAGCUGUAAACCUGAUAAAGGUUUUUAGAAGACCUAUGUAUCCUGGCCAAUUAAAAUCAAGUAACAUGGUGGCAGAAAAAACAGCAUCGGCAGGAGAACUGAAGGCGGCUCUGCAGUCACCGCUGACACUAACACUGGCUGUUGUAGCCGCUGUAGUAGUAGGUUAUGCACUGAUAUCAGGAGUAGCUGAACCAAUAGUAGGAGCAGUAGCUGGAGCAGCAGCUGGAGUAGGUGUUUUACAAUUACAGUGGGAAAAAGAAGAAAGAACAGCAGUAGCAGUAGCGGUAACAGCAGUAGCAGGAGGCGCAGCAGGAGCCGCGGCAGCAGUGUUGCGAUCACUGAUGGCAGCAAAAUCACUAACAGGGGCAGCACUAUUCGGAGCGAUAGCAGGAGCUGCAGUAGUUGCAUUAGCAAAAAAACAGAUUAUUGAGUUCAUAAAGUGGUCAAAGCUGGUCAUAGGAGUUGUUCUGGUAACAAUAGGAGCAACUCUAUUAAACUUUGCAGUAAAUGCAGUAAAGUGGCUAAAAGAUAUGAUAAAGUCGGCAUUUUCCAAACUUAAAGAAGCAGUACAAUGGAUUACAGAAGCAGCAAAAAAACUAUUCAACACAUUAGCAUCAUUUGGAACAUCAGGAUUGGCAGCAAUAGCAGCAGGAAUAUUUGGAUCAGUAGCAUUAGCAUCAGCAGCAGCAUCAGGAUUAGCGUCCAUAGGAACAGCGAUAGCAGGACUUUUCGGAGGAUUACUGGGACUCGGGUUAUUUCUUGCAGCAGGAGCAGCAGUUUUUGAAUUGUACCGGAGAGAACAACCAAACAACCAGCAGACACAAGGAGCAGAUGUGGCGUUCCCAAUUAUUGUUUUGUUGCUUUUUGUUUUGUUUUGUUUUUUUGUUUCCUAUGUGGGUGUGUGGCGAUUUUGUUUGUUGUUGUUUCUCUCACUGUUCCUGUGGUUUGUGCUGUGCUACCGCUCUGAAAGACACUGAUAUUGUUCAUCAAGAAGGCCAGCAUAAAAGCCUCAAAAACACCUAGAAAUUAGGAUGAAAGAGUGACUCACAACUUGCCUCCAGGGACUUUUUUUCUCAUGCAUCAGUCAUCGUUUUGGCCUAGCAUUUUCUAUUAUCCAUCUAUUACUGUGGAUCCAGUGAACUGCUAAUGUUGUAAGGCCAGUGUUUUACUACUAAUGUGAGUUCUGUGUACUACUGUCUUUAGGCUGGAAUUUGAGAGAACCUUUUCUGUUGUAAAAGUGUUUGGGGAAACCAGUAAGGUAAAUCUUUAAGUAAACCCUUGUUUAUUUAUGUUAUCGCAAAAUGUGAACUGUGUAUUGUUGUAUAUACAUUGUAUCCAACUUUAUCUCCAUACAUACUGACAUAAAGAGAUACACUAUAUAAACAAAAAAGAAAAAAGAGAAGAAUAAAAAAAGAAUCAUUCUCUCAAUUUCUUAAAUACCCUCAUUUUCAACUUUUCAAUUAUUUCCUUCAUUUUUAUUGAAAAUAAAUGCUAUUUCAAUAUGAUAUGAGAUUUGAAAAGGGAGAAAAAAAGCUCGAAUGAGCAUCUUUUCGUCUUCACUACUGGAACUGGUGAUUGACAGCCUUCUUUUGUAGUGUUGACUAUCCCAAUCACACAUUGGUGGGUGGAGCUAGUGUAACUAGCCUCUGCCAACAAGGCGGGCUAUUUGCACUUAGUGUUAAUAGACACUCAGUUUUAAUUUAUAUAGUACAUUUAUUUCCGGAAAAAAAGUGUUAAAUCUACAUAUAUAUUUCUCGUCCCUUUGCAACCCUAAUGGCAGGCCAUUUGCCAACUUAGUAGACACUACAACCAUUCCAUGUCAGAUGUUUAUGGAAUAUACAUCCAUAUCUCACAGAUUUUGGUAAUUGGAUCAUUUUGGAUGUGACUGCUCAAACGAUCAAAGAAUGUUUAGAAGUUGUGAGAAGUUUAGAAGAGUUUGACAAUUUCACUGUGAAUCAACACAGGCUUUUCAAUAUGCAUUUAGUUAUUGUGCAAAUUGUAGAGAAUUAUUCUUUUGUACACGUCAAAACACAUUUCUCUAAAUAAAUAAAAAAAAAAUCUUAAGUGAACAGACAUCUGAACUUAUUGUUUUCAUUAAAAAACAAAACAAAACAAAACAAAAAAAAACAACAACAACAACUCUAAUUUCAGAAUUGAGCCAAACCAAACAUCAUGGUUUUCUGUAAAGCCGCUUUGAAACAAUGUGUUAACUGUUGUUUAUGUCUUUAAGCCUGUCCCAAUAUUUGCAGUCUUUUGUACUUAGGGUGCUUUCACAUUUCGACUGACUGUUCGGAAUCCAAGUUGGAAAGAUCCUCUUCCGAGAUCCUUUUUUCAGAUUUCCUGAUGGCACACCCCCUUUUUUUUAGCUUUAGUGAGCUUUAUUUAAACAAUUUGAUUUUCAAUCAUUUGAACUUUGAAAUAAACUUCUACAUGUCUGUUCAGUAGUCCCUACGUAACAAAUGACACAAUUUAGCAAUUGUGGUGCUUCUAAUUAAGUGACAAAAAGUAGUUCCACAUGUUUUACUAAGUGCACAUACUACCAAAUUAUAUAUAAUAUCUUAAUUUUUCCUUAAAUAAAAUGAGACACCCAU
This is a messenger RNA of Labeo rohita (rohu), 2708 nucleotides long. RefSeq lists its product as uncharacterized. The transcript is spliced from 3 exons. The record is from RefSeq and is a predicted model, not a curated record. The coding region runs from base 153 to 1094 and encodes 313 amino acids. Lineage: Eukaryota; Metazoa; Chordata; Actinopteri; Cypriniformes; Cyprinidae.